AUGGACGCUUUUAGAGAUCUUAAACGACCAAGUAUUUGGAUGGCUAAGUGUACUGGAAUUGAAUCGUGUACUAUUGCUAUGGAUUUAGAGGAUACUGAUGGAAUGGAGAGGGUGAGGCCUGUUGAGAGAAUAGCAGAGAUCAAUGAUGGAAAAGAGCUUUGGAAGAUUAUUGUUAGGAUUCACCACAGAUGGAAUGUUGUGUCUAACAACAAGGAACAUUUUGAAAUGAUCUUUGUUGACAAAUUGGGAGAUGAUAUUCAUGUUGUUGUUCCAGCACCACAUGUGUCGGUGUUCACCGAAAAAUGCCUAUUAGGGCAUACUUAUACUGUAUCUAAUUUUAAGGUGGUGCCUUAUGUUCUGGCGUUCAAGGCAUCAGAACACAAAUAUAUGACUGAGUCUGGCGCAAAGAAGCAGCAAAUUAGCAUGGUGUUGCGUGACCACAGCAACAACAUGUUGAACUGUACUCUGUGGGAAUCAUACGCGGAUCAGUUCAUCAGGUUUAACAAAGUUAGGGUUGCUGUAUCACUCCCUACAGUUGUGUUGCUUCAGUAUGCCAAAGUGAAAGAAGAAGGAAAGUAUCCUCUAUCAGUGACAAACACCUACAAUGUGACCCUUUUAUGUGUUGAUGUUGAUUUUCCUGUCAUGAAAGACUUUAUUGAUAGAAUGCCUGAGGAGAGCAGGGUAACCCUGUCUGAUCAACUCGGAGGGAAUUCCCAAUUAUUCUCCCAGAAUUCUGAAAAUCAACAGCUGACUCCUGUGCAAAAAUUGUUCUCAAAGGCUGUUAUUACAUUGUGUGCUACUGUCGCUACAACAAAAUUAUUAGUCGUGUCUCCAUUUGGAUGGUACUAUCGUGCCUGUCAUAUGUGUCAAUCUAUAGAGCGUGGGGAUAACCCCCCAUUUGAGUGUGAAGCUGGUCAUGAAACCAUGGCUGAAGUCCUUAGGUAUAAGAUUGAGAUUGAGGUUACUCAUGGGGGCGAAAGCUGCAAUUUUGUGUUCUGGAACAGAGAAUGUGAAAUGCUCUUGGGUUUAUCUGCGUCUCAACUUCGUAACACUAUGAUUCAAGCUGGAAUUACUGAUCCAUUGGACUUCCCGUUAGCACUUGAUCAGUUGUUGAAGUUGGAAAUGGCUAUGAAGGUUAAGUGGCAUCCACGCUGGAAGAACUGUUCUGUCAUUAUGAUUAUAAAAAAUGAUCCUACUAUCCAGCAACUUAAGGAAAAGUGGAGAACAGGUGAGGAACCUAUUCUAAUCAAAAUUGUGAUACCUGAGACUCUGGAGAUUAAAGAGAGUGUUGAUGAGGCUAAAAUAGAUGUCAAUGAAGACUGUGAAUUGGUUACGGACCUGGAAAUUACAUCUGAGCACAAGCCUGAUGCUGUCACACCUGCUGGUAAGAGGCAUUUUCCUGGUGCAUCAAGUGAAUCCACUGAUUUGGACGAAUUAUAUGAUGGAGAACUGUCAUCAAACAAGCUGAGGAAGAUAAUUAAAAUGGAGAAGAUAAAUUAG
Vicia villosa (hairy vetch) is the source of this 1500-nucleotide messenger RNA. RefSeq lists its product as uncharacterized. The record is from RefSeq and is a predicted model, not a curated record. Lineage: Eukaryota; Viridiplantae; Streptophyta; Magnoliopsida; Fabales; Fabaceae. The transcript is spliced from 14 exons. The coding region runs from base 1 to 1500 and encodes 499 amino acids.